AUGGAGGUACACGGGACAACCAGCGCUCCUCCCCCCGCUCUUACGUCACUCCCUCCGCGGCCAAUAGCAGCUCUCCUCCGGGGAGGACGGGGCGGAGCUGUGACCGAGGCUCCAGCGAGGUUUAACACGAUCGCGCAGCCGCCUCCACCGCCUCUGUCCAAGCACCACUCGGAAUUAUCAGACAUGCAAGGGAUGGAUUACCCAAUGUACGUGUACAAACCCAGGCGCGGCAUGAAAAGGGGCGAAGAAAGCAAGGACACGUACAAGCUGCCUCACAGACUCAUAGAGAAGAAGAGACGUGACCGCAUCAAUGAAUGCAUCGCGCAGUUAAAGGAUCUGCUUCCUGAGCACUUAAAACUCACGACUCUAGGACACCUGGAGAAGGCCGUGGUGCUGGAGUUGACGCUGAAGCACGUGAAGACGCUCUCCACGUUGCUCGAACAGCAGCAGCAGAAGAUCCUGGCCCUUCAGAACGGCCUGCAGAUCGAGCAGCCGGACAUGAGCCAGGAGAAAUCCGAGGAGAUGUUUCGCUCUGGGUUCCACGUGUGCGCCAAAGAAGUGCUCCAGUACAUCGCCAACCACGAACAAUCGCGCGACUUCACCCUGUCCCACGUCAUCACCCACCUUCACAAAGUGGCCUCCGAGGUCCUGCAACCGCCCACCCCUGCCCCCGCCAACACCGCCGCCAGCCCGGAGCCACGAGACCUCACGCAGCACGCCGACGUCUCCCCGCGCGAAGACACCACUCACCCGCGCCUCAGCCCGACCCCGAAGGCUACAGCGAAAAACUGCGUCUCCGUCAUCCAGAGGGCGUACACGGCUCAGGGCGGCGAGCAGAGCGGGAGCGACACAGACACGGAUAGCGGCUACGGCGGCGACGCAUCGGAAAAAGGCGAAAACGGCGCGCAGACGGCUCGUCCCGAUUAUUACAAUCAUUUAAAGCGCGACCGGCAAAGCUCCCCGGUCAAGAUUGAAGACGAAGUCCCAAGACACAAGCGGCAGAGAGCGGAGUCGAGCGAGGACGAGGUCUCCAGCGGGGAGUCUUCGUCCAGCGGCUACGGCAGCCCGCCUCAGCCGCACCCGCUCUGCAUGCCUUUCUACCUCAUCCCACCGUCGGCAGCUGCAUACCUGCCCGUGUUGGAGAAAUGCUGGUACCCCGGGGCUGGGAUUCCCAUGCUCUACCCUGGCGGUAUUGGGGGCUCGUCCCCGCAGUCCAGUCCGCAGGCAAUGGUGCUUUCGCCGCAAGGAGGUUCCCCGGCUCCCGUCACGCCCGUCCACGACACGCACAAUUCGUCGCCCAUGGAUUCGCCCGCCCUGCUCCAAGCACUGAAGCAAGUGCCACCCCUCAGCCAGGAAACCAAAGAGUGA
This is a messenger RNA of Knipowitschia caucasica, 1368 nucleotides long. Lineage: Eukaryota; Metazoa; Chordata; Actinopteri; Gobiiformes; Gobiidae. The record is from the annotation of a GenBank genome assembly.